UUUCAUUCGCGCUGUCCAUUCUGGUCCGACGUGGAGGACAACAAGUGCAGUGACAGCAUGAGUAUGUGGCAGCUACUGGAGCAGGCAGCCAAGAACGCGUCAGCCAACGCUUCAGGCUACGUGAAUAGCGUGCAGGAGAAAGCCCACAGUCUAGCAGCUGCGGUGCAGGACGAAGCUUCCACGUUACUACACAGCGCCAUCGGCUCAACCCGCAUUGGACCCGUGGACGAGAUUUUAUACGAAGAGCUCGCAGAUUACAAGGAGUUUUCGACCUUCUUCUCUGCCGAAGAACAUACGCAUGAGAUCACACGCACGUUGGACGAAGACGCGGAGAUACGCGAGCUGCACGACGCGUUAGUGCCGUUGGAAUUGAGUUACGACGAGUUCUGGUGCCGCUUUUUCUUCCGUCAACAGCAGAGUGAGCAGCUGCAGCAGCAUAAAGAGACGCCACCUGAAGAGAAGAGGGAGGACGAGCACAGCCCAGAAGACAAGCAACCACACAGAGAGAAGGCUGGUAGUGAGGACCAAGAGGGAGUGUGGCUAUUGAGAGCAGCCAGAGACACAGAGCGACGUGCAGCGACGCAAUGGAGACAGAAAGCCAGAGAUUUACACCACCAGCUACAGGAAACCAAACAGAUUAAUGAUGAGAAGGAGCAGAAGGCUCUUAAAGAGUGGGAACAACAGCUACAGGAUCUGUGUGAUACUUACGAGACCAAAAUGGCUGCAGUCACGAUGCAGAUUGACGAGGCCAGAGCUGAAGGGUACGAUGAAGGAGUUCGUGAGAGUCAGGCUAUUGUGGAGAGUGUGAAACAGAAGGCGGAGGAAGACUUGACGCGUCUUCGGAUGGAGAUUUGUGAGGGUGGAGUGGACGAGAGAGUGAAGGUCUUGAUGACGGAGAAGGAGGAGCUACAGAAAAUGCUGCAGGCUGUUCGUGAGAAGAUUGCAGAGUUGGAGAAAGGAAAUGUACCCACUGGAAGUGCAGCUGUUGCAGAGCUGACCAAGGAGAAGGAUUUGUGGAGGAUGCGAGCACUUAAGAUGAAGAAGCUCAAGGACCUGGUGCAAGCUGAGCUUACGACGUUGCGGCAACAGCGUGACGCUGAUGCAGCUGCUGCGUCGGAUCCUGCUGAUUCUGAGAGCGCUCAAGCAAGUGCAGAUGAUCACAGCAAGCUUCAGACUCGUAUGAACGAGCUGCAGACUCAGCUAGCCAAUGCUCUGGCCGGUGCUGAAGCGCGUGCUCGUGGAGCGUACGAAAAGGGGAUUGAAGCAGGCAAAGCCGAUGCUGAACAACGAUCGAAACAAGAGCGUGACCAAGCAUUCCAAGAGGGCUAUAAGAAAGCUCAAGCUGAGGCGAAGAGUGAGAUGGGUGUGCUUAAAGCAGAACUCGGGAUGUUCCGUGCAUUCCACGAGAGUGCAGCUCAUUGCGCCGAUCAUGUCGGUGCAGACACUGGAGGUCUGCUGGACGACUCGCUUGACGACGUCUCGCUGGCUGACGGACAACCGCUGUGCUCACCUACGUCUUCAGUCUCGGUAUUUACUGACAACGGCAAGAACGAUUUCUCCAUUCCUGAAGCCCCCAAGUCCACCGACGACUGGGGUGAGUGGUAAGAAGGCAUCGGCCCCGUGUUCUGCAUGUACAAGCCAUAUUUUGUGAGACCAGUACCAAGUAUUUUUUUUUCUAAUCGAAUAUAUAUCCGUCGCGUAUUGCAUUGUCUGAA
Phytophthora nicotianae INRA-310 is the source of this 1715-nucleotide messenger RNA. RefSeq lists its product as hypothetical. NCBI's taxonomy places the organism in Eukaryota, Oomycota, Peronosporomycetes, Peronosporales, Peronosporaceae. Bases 58 to 1605 code for a protein of 515 amino acids. The transcript has a single exon. Gene Ontology annotation, cellular component: cytoplasm. The record is from RefSeq and is a predicted model, not a curated record.